Molecule: messenger RNA, 348 nt
Organism: Oldenlandia corymbosa var. corymbosa
Lineage: Eukaryota; Viridiplantae; Streptophyta; Magnoliopsida; Gentianales; Rubiaceae
Source: the annotation of a GenBank genome assembly
AUGGCAAUAACUAUCUCAGUUGAGUAUAGGCUCGCCCCUGAACACCCUUUGCCAGCAGCUUAUGAAGAUUUCUGGGCUGCCCUUCAAUGGGUUGCCUCACAUUCUGUUAAGGACUCUGAAACCGAAGGCGAAAAAGAGCCGUGGCUGAUUGAUUACGGUGAUUUUGCUCCAUUCGGGAUUAAUAGUCCACUGAUCAACCCUUUUGCUGAUGGUGCACCUAAUUUAGCUAAGAUUGGGUGUCAAAAGUUGUUUGUUUGUUGUGCUGAGAAAGAUGUUCUGAGAGAAAUCAAUCUGCGUUAUGUUGAAGCGUUGAAGGAAACGAUGGAAUGGCGAGUUGGAGCUGGUUGA